GACUGACACUUUUCGCCGACUGUCGCUUCGUUUCAGACUUCGACGUCGGGCUGCAAGGUUGCACCAUUUAUAUCUUUUUUUAAGAAAAGACGGGCGUUGUUUUCUUGUUCGCAUUGUUUCUAUCAAUCAAUCGCGCUGUGCUCAAAGUGACCUCCUUUCAUCUUGCAGCUUUUACCCUUUUUUGCUUGGUUAAAAGUUACAAUUUGGAGCGCAUCUUCCAAAUAAUUUGUGUGUUAUGUCUAACAGCUCCCACGUAGACAAGCAGCGACCUUCAUUGCCGGGCACAUCCCAAAUUCUGACUGGAACAUCCUUUUAGUGCUGUCAUUUUGAUGGAGUGACACGUGACCUCCGACCUUUGGUCUUGGCAUCCGAGUGAAUCGGCGACCUCCUUUUGCUUCCGCCGCCUGAUCGUCAUCCACGUGCCAAAAAUGGACGCCAUGGACACCUUACAGAGCUCCGCCCCGGAGACCAAAGCCGAGCGGAUCGCCCGCUACAAAGCCGAGCGCAGGCGGGAGCUGGCCGAGCGCUACGGCACCUCUGACGAAUUCACCUCCAAGUACGUCCGCAGUCGGGACAGGAAAGUUGCGGACUCGUCCGAAAGCAAGGAGACGGAACUAUGCGAGGAUGAGCAAACGUACGCCAGGAGAGGCCCGAAGAGCAAAGUUGAUCUCGACACUGAUCUCAAAGCAAUGGAGAAAAGCACCUACGUCAAACGGGAACCUCGUUUGACUUCUGAAACAGAAGUUCAGCCUUCCAUCAAGACGUCUUCCAAUAUUAGGCAUCUGGACGUUGAUGAUAAAGACGAGUCAAAGGUUGAGCGCAAGACUUGGGACCAGCUGACCUCUAACAUGUCUCUCAAGGAUCGGGACGAUGGAAGCGGCGACAGAGUGAAGUGUCAGCCGGUGGAUCUCGGGAACGAAGAGGAAACUCUGAGUCGCAAAGAAAUGGACGCCGUGGACGAGCCUUCGUCCGAGGAGCAACGGCAAGCGCCAGAAGAAACACGGACGCCCUCGCUGCAGCGCCAGGACUCGAGGGGCAUCAAGGGAAUCUUGAAGAAGAGCCGCUCCACCAGCGUGGAGUCGGACCAGAGCGAGGGCUCGCCACUCCGACCCGCCAGCGUCUCACUCAGUCACCCAGAGAGCGAGGAGGCCGAAGAUGGCGAGCUGGAGGAUCUGGAGGACGAUGUCGAGGAGGACGCCUCGUUUCUGGACGACGACACGGACGAAGGCGACCCGAGCGAGCGGAGGCGGCGCAGCGAGGGCAGCAGCGGCAGCAGCCUGGAGGAGAUGCGCAGCUCCUCGCCGGAUGAGAGCUUAGACGUGGCCUCCACGCCGUCGGAGGACACCGAGGAGAUGGACAGCUUGGACGGGAGUCAAGGUUCCGGCAUCAAGCAGAGGCUCGGCGAGUUCAGCGGCGACGAGAGGACAGAGCGGACGAAGAAGCCCGACCCGUCAACAGUGAUUCAAACGCCGCUAGCCAAUCGCUUCAGCCAGCUCCAUGAUGCGGAGAACGCCUGGAAGAAAAAGAAGUCCAAUGUGGACGCGUCACCCAAGGUAUCACUGGCUGACAGGAUGAAGAUCCUCAAGGACAAGGAGGAGCAGUGGAAGAACAAAGGCAAAGGAGCCGCCAACGAUUCCGUUCAGUUCACCGUGGCCGGACGCAUGGCCAAGAAAGGUCUGGUGUCAGACGCGGGGAAGGCGGAGGCCCGUCUCACCCCCAUGAAGAAGUCCAACGCCACGCCCGUGAAGCCGCUGGAAGAAAUCUCCAGCAGAAGCGGCGUCAAGGUGGAAGGGGACAAAAGGCUGGACAAACUCGAGUCCUUCCUGGACAAGCUUCACAGUAAAGGCGUGAGCAAGAACAAGACGUCCACCAUCGAAGUGACGGCCGAGGCCGAGAAGGAAGUGAUGACCCUGGACGACCACGAGACCUUCGGUAACUUCUACCGAUCCAUCUCUCCCUCGGCCUUCCAGGACGUCUCGGUGACCGAGGAGGACCUGAGCCAGAUCCAGUCCAACACGCCAAAGCUGGCGUCGGCCGUGGCCAAGCACAAGCGCGCCGUGAGGCCCAACAGGAGGAACCAAGGAUCCAGGAACCCUCUGAGGGCGCUGGCGGCCCGCAAUGACAUCCGGCAGGUGUACACGGAGCAGAGGCUGAACAUCGCCAAAGUGGAGACCAAGAGGAUCCAAGUGGAGCGCAUGGCCAAACACUCCAACCUGGCCGACGUGGCCUUGGCGGGCCUGGCCAGCAAGGAGAACUUCCGCAAGGUCAACCUGCGCAGCGUCAAGUCGACCGACGUGGUCACCAACAACAGCGCGCUGCCCUACAACAAGCUCAUGCUCAUUCGCAUCAAAGGUCGCAGGCACGUGCAGGUGCGCCUGGUGGAGCCCACGUCCAAGUCCCUCAACAGCGGCGACUGCUUCCUCCUCAUCACGCCCAAGCAUUGUUUCAUGUGGAGCGGCGAGUUCGCCAACGUCAUCGAGAAAGCAAAGGCGUCGGAGAUGGUGUCCUUCGUUCAGGCUAAGCGGGACCUGGGCUGCAAAGCCCCCCAGGUGACGGUGCUGGAGGAGGGCAUCAACACCGAGAGCAAAUGGGCCAAGGAGUUCUGGAGUCUGCUCGGGGGGAAGAACCAAUAUCCAGGGGCGGGGGAGCCAGAGGAGGACGAGCUAUACGAGAGCGGCGUCUUGGACUCCAACGGGGUCUACAGACUCCAGGGAGACAAACUGGUGCCUCACGAAGACGCCUGGGCCUCCAUCCCGAGCGUCACCUUGCUGGACUCCAACGAGGUUUUGGUGUUUGACUUUGGCGGCGAGGUCUACGUGUGGACCGGCAAGGACGUGUCUUUGGCGGACCGGAAGGUUGCAGUCAAACUGGGCAAGCAGCUCUACAGCGGCACCUAUGAUUACACCAAUUGCAGGGUCAACCCUUUAGAUCCCUCCUGCACCGAAAGCCGUGACGUUGCACAGCAAGGAGAGGGCCGCCCAAGUUGGACUCUGUUUGGCCGCCUGUCGGAGCACAAUGAGACGUCCCUGUUCAGAGAGAAGUUCCUGGACUGGGCCGAGAGGAGGAAGGAGGAGGCGGCUGUAACGGAGGAGGUCAAGAGCCCGGUCCACUCCAACGUGCGCUCCUCGCCCGACCCGGACCUGCAGCCGUGCGACGCCAACGAGCUGCUGGCCAACGAGCCGCAGCCGGUCCGGACGCUUCUGGAGGGCGUGGACGUCCAGCGGGGCCACGGCGUGGUGAGGACGGAGGACAGCAGGCAGGCGGAGCUGGCCACGCUGGCCGUGGACGCCUGGCAUAUCAAGGAGUACGGCGAGGAGGAGGUGCCCAAGGAGAGCCUGGGACAGCUUCACGAAGGGGACGCCUACAUCGUCCGAUGGAAGUACUCCAUCACCACCCUCGUGGGAAAACGGCAGAAACCGGGAGAGCUGAGUGCCGGCGUUGCGGGCAGGGAGAGGACGGCUUGCUUUUUCUGGCAGGGCCUCCGCUCCGGCGUCAGCGAGAAGGGAACCUCGGCGCUCAAGACGGUGGAGCUGGGCAACUUCCGAGGCUCGCAAGUGCUGGUGAGUCAGGGGAAAGAGCCGCCUUGCUUCCUGCAGCUAUUCCAAGGGGGCUUGGUGGUCCACAAGGGCAGUCGAGCCGACUCGCAGAAACAUUCAGGAGGUUGGAGGUUGUUUUGCGUUCGUGGCGAAGCGGAGGUGGAGGCCAUGCUGUUGGAGGUGGAGUGCACCGGUGCCAGCCUGCGCUCGCGGGCCGUCCUCCUGCUGCUCCACGGCCGGGAAGCUCGUCUCUACCUGUGGCACGGCUGCAAAGCUCAUCCCGGCGCCAGGCAGGUGGCCAAGAGGACCGUAGAGCGCAUGAGAGAAGGGUGUCCUCCCGAGUUGGGUCUGAGCGGCGCCGGCAGUGUUGAAGUUGAGGAGGUGGAAGAAGGAAGCGAGCCCGCCGAGUUCAAGAAGGUUCUCGGUCUGCAGGACAGGAAGUCCUACGACUGCAUGCUCGAAGACCCCGGCAAGUACAAUUACACCCCCCGGCUCUUCCGGCUGAGCGCCAGCUCGGGCCUGUUUGAAGGCGAGGAGCACCUUUACCCCGCCAGGGUGACGGAGGGAGUCAUGGCCAUGCCCUUCCUCCAGGAGAACCUCUACACGGCACAGCAGCCCGCUCUCUUCCUGCUGGACAACCGUAUGGAGGUGUACCUGUGGCAAGGGUGGCAGCCCGAGGAGGAGCAGUGCACGGGCUCGGCAAAGAUGCGCUGGGACAGCGAGAGGAAGUGCGCCAUGGAAACCACACUGCACUACUGUCGAGAAAAGAGCUCACGGCGCCCCCCUCAGGCGUACCUGGUGAUGGCAGGCUGCGAGCCGCUCACCUUUACCAACAUCUUCCCUUACUGGAAAAAGGACCCCAGCGUUGCCUCCAAGACUGCGGGCUCCAAAAACAAAGUCACCUUAGUGAAGGAGGUGCUGUCCAAGCUCAGUAAGCUGCAAUACUCCAUCGAGGAGCUCACCAGGUCGCCCCUCCCUGAUGGCGUGGACCCUCUCCGCCUGGAGGAUUAUCUCUCUGACCAAGACUUCAAGAAACUUCUGGAGAUGAGUCGGGUGGAGUUCAACGCCCUGCCAAACUGGAAACAAAAGAACCUGAAGAAAAGUAAGGGUCUCUUCUAAAAAAACAAAAACAACAACAAAAAAACAUUUUGUUGUAUUCCAAAAAAAAAUCACCUCAUUUUGUAAAACACAUGUACAAUGUUGUACAGUUUUUUCUAAUUUUAGCCAAUUAACCAUGUGCAAUUUUUAAUCAACCUUUGUUUGUGUUCUUGGUGUGCUAAGCGCUUUACGCAACAACAACAUUUUAAAUGUUGUCCAAUUUGAGCUACAAAAAACUGGGAAGGGAAUGAACAAACUCUGUUAAAUCAUUUGCUCACUCGAGGCCUUGCUUAAAACAGACAUUUUUGAUAUUGCUUCAUUUGAUGGGAAAAAAUUCUUUUGAAUAACACAACUACUCUUUUGGGACCAGAUGAGACUUUUUUUAAGACUUGCCAACAAGUGUUUUGUGUAAAAAGUAUUAAUUGUAUGCUAGUGUGUUAUGUGUUUACUCCUCAGACAUGUUACAUGUAUGUUGCAUGGCUUCUAUCAUUUUUAUGCAAUAUGAUCUUUUUUGUAUGUAUAAAAAAAAAUAGACAGA
Syngnathus acus (greater pipefish) is the source of this 5172-nucleotide messenger RNA. It is a transcript of the gene svild, whose product is annotated as supervillin d. The coding region runs from base 429 to 4655 and encodes 1408 amino acids. Gene Ontology annotation, biological process: actin polymerization or depolymerization; cytoskeleton organization; actin filament severing. Lineage: Eukaryota; Metazoa; Chordata; Actinopteri; Syngnathiformes; Syngnathidae. Gene Ontology annotation, cellular component: actin cytoskeleton; cytoplasm. The record is from RefSeq and is a predicted model, not a curated record. Gene Ontology annotation, molecular function: phosphatidylinositol-4,5-bisphosphate binding; actin filament binding. The transcript is spliced from 30 exons.